This is a messenger RNA of Mangifera indica (mango), 3142 nucleotides long. Its product is annotated as septin and tuftelin-interacting protein 1 homolog 1-like. NCBI's taxonomy places the organism in Eukaryota, Viridiplantae, Streptophyta, Magnoliopsida, Sapindales, Anacardiaceae. The record is from RefSeq and is a predicted model, not a curated record. The transcript is spliced from 3 exons. Gene Ontology annotation, cellular component: U2-type post-mRNA release spliceosomal complex. The coding region runs from base 123 to 2726 and encodes 867 amino acids. Gene Ontology annotation, molecular function: nucleic acid binding. Gene Ontology annotation, biological process: spliceosomal complex disassembly.
UACUUUACGCCACCUCUCUGCCCAACGUCGCCGACACAAGAGCUGCGGCCAAAACUCAAUCUACGCCGGAGGAAUUUUUGGUGUUUUCUUUCGUACAACAACCGCAUAAGAUAAGAUCGAAGAUGGACGAUGAGCAGGAGAUGGAGAGGUUCGGAAUGGAGAACGACUUCGAGGGAGGUCAGUGGAUAAAUGGCGAAUUUUAUUUCAAGAAGCGCAAGGAAAAACGAACUCAAACUAAAGACGAUGUUUUGUAUGGCGUUUUUGCCUCUGAUUCUGACUCUGACGAUGAUGGUUACUCCAAGAAGCGGAGAAAAGACCGUGACUUUGGAAGAAAAGCCGAUAUGACAAAGCCUGUCAAUUUCGUUUCUACAGGUACUGUAAUGCCCAAUCAGGAGAUUGAUAAGAAUCUCAAAGAGGAAAAUGAUGAUAUCUUAGAGGAGGAUGCUGACAACCGCCCUGGUUUAGGUAUUGGCUUUGGAUCUGGUAAUUCCGAUGCUGGUUUAGGUUUAGGUUUUGGUGGAAACAGAUCUAAGAAAACGAAUGAUGAGGCUGAAGAUAGUGAUUUGGGCGGUGAUGAUGAUAGUUUCUUGCCAACAGCAUUUGGGAGGAAGAUAAAAGAGGGAGCACUGAGGAGGGAGAGAGAGCGGGAGAGGGAAAAAUCGGAGAAUAAGGGUCAAGGCAGAAAAGGGAGAGAAAUUGGCACUGAGGAUGUAGGGGUUUUUGAGAAGCAUACAAAGGGAAUUGGGAUGAAGUUGCUGGAGAAGAUGGGGUAUAAAGGUGGCGGGCUUGGAAAGAAUGAACAAGGGAUUGUGACUCCGCUUGAGGCAAAGAUGAGACCAAAAAAUAUGGGUAUGGGUUUCAAUGAUUUUAAAGAAGCACCAGCUGCAAAGUUGUUGGACUUGGAAAAGUUGGAGGAAAAGAAGAGUAAGGGGCAACAACAACCUGUUGGGAGAGCAAAGGAGAAGCUUUGGUCAAAGCGGACAAAGGGGAGGAAGAAGGAAGAGUAUAUUACCAUGGAGGAAUUGUUAGCAAAGAAACAAGAACAGGGGUUUGAGGUGGUUCAGAAGGUGAUUGACAUGCGAGGGCCACAAGUUAGGGUUUUGACAAACUUGGAGAAUUUGGAUGCAGAGGAGAAAGCAAGGGAGAAUGAUGUUCCAAUGCCUGAGCUACAGCAUAAUCUAAAGUUGAUUGUGGACUUGGCUGAGCUUGAUAUUCAGAAGAUUGAUAAUGAUCUGAGGAAUGAAAGGGAGACUGCAUUGACCCUGCAAAAGGAGAAGGAGAAGCUGCAGAAGACGGCGGAUGAACAGAAGAAGCAGAUGGACAAUAUGGAGAAAAUUGUAAAUGUUUUGGGUCAAAUUGAGAGAGAAAAUUCAUUAGGAACUUUAACGUUGGACUCACUGGCAAACUAUUUUAGGGACUUGCACGGGAGAUUUCCUCAUGAUUAUAAACUUUGUAACUUGUCAUGCAUUGCUUGCUUGUACGCUUUGCCUCUGUUUAUAAGGAUGUUUCAAGGUUGGGACCCUCUUCGGUGUCCAUCACAUAAAUUGGAGAUUGUGUCAACAUGGAAGAAUCUGUUGCAAACAGAGGAUAGUCAUGAUAUAUGGGAUAUAUCAACACCUUAUUCUCAACUGGUUUCUGAAGUUGUCUUACCUGCUGUGAGAAUAUCUGGCAUCAAUACUUGGGAUGCAAGAGAUCCUGAGCCAAUGCUUAGAUUUUUGGAGUCAUGGGAGAAUCUGCUGCCUUCUUCUGUUCUUCAGACCAUAUUGGAUACGAUAAUUUUUCCAAAAUUGUCAACUGCUGUUGAUUCGUGGGACCCACGCCGAGAAACUGUUCCAAUUCAUGUUUGGGUGCAUCCAUGGCUCCCAAUGUUGGGACAUAAAUUGGAGGGUCUGUAUCAUAUCAUACGUGUAAAGUUGAGUAAUGUUCUUGAUGCAUGGCAUCCAAGUGAUGUAUCUGCUUACACCAUAUUGUCACCAUGGAAGACGGUGUUUGAUUCAACAAGUUGGGAGCAGCUCAUGCGUAGAUAUAUUAUUCCAAAAUUGCAAGCUGCACUUCAAGAGUUCCAAAUUAACCCUUCAAACCAAAAGCUUGAUCAGUUCUACUGGGUUAUGUCUUGGGCUUCUGCCAUUCCAAUUCAUCUCAUGGUUGAUUUGAUGGAGAGGUUUUUCUUUGCUAAGUGGCUACAGGUUUUGUAUCACUGGUUGAACACUUCUCCGAACUUUGAAGAGAUUCAUAAAUGGUAUAUGGGAUGGAAGGGACUUCUUCCACAGGAACUUCUAGCCAACGAAAAUAUCCGGACUCAACUAAAUAUCGGUCUCGACAUGAUGUCUCAAGCUGCUGAUGGUAUGAAAGUGGUCCAACCUGGCUUAAGGGAGAACCUUAGUUAUCUUAGGGUGUUGGAGCAGAGGCAGUUUGAGGCUCAGCAGAAAGCAGCUGCCCAAGCUCAACAAGCAGCAGCAGCUUCCCAUAUGGAUGGCACAGAUGCACAACGCGAGAUGACAUUGAAAGAAGUUGUUGAGGCAUAUGCACAGCAGCAUGAAUUACUAUUUAAGCCUAAACCUGGAAGGACACAUAAUGGUCAGCAAAUUUAUGGCUUUGGCAACAUAAGCAUAUAUGUGGACUCUCUAAAUCAAAUGGUGUAUGCCCAGAAGGAGGAGGGAUGGACUGCAGUUACACUUGACACAUUGCUGAGAAUGCACAAUAAUUCUCUUGCAAGGAGAUAUUAAAUUUGGUAUGUAAUUUUAGGGGCGUAUGCCCAAAGUUUUGUUAGAUUUUGUUAUAUGAAUAAGUUAGUAAAAUUUGUCGGUACACGUAAUGUUACUCGUUAAGCUUGUAUAUUUAAGGAGAUUCUUAAGCAGAUCUAGUGCGUUGGUUUAAGGGCUCCCACCGCCAGCGAGGAUGAUGGGGCUGUCUGCAGAUCAGAUGGCUAAAACUAACUUUGAAUGUGUCCUGUGAAAGGAAUGUCUUCUUUGACUCUCCAUGUGCUUUUGGGGAAACUAUUUGGAUGGUUGUAGAGCUGUCUUUGAUUUUCUUAUGUAACUCUUUGAUUUUAGUGGGAUUAAUUUUAGAUAUUAAGGGGAUUAAUUUUCUUAUGUAAUUAAAUUGCAUUUGAGUGGAGUUUAAGUUUUAACUCUCAAACUGA